AUGACUUUGAAUAACGUCACCAUGCGUCACAGCAGCAGUGCGCUGCACGCACAGCAGCAACGCUGGAGCAUCCCUGCCGAUGGAAGGCACCUGACCGUCCACAAACCCCCCCAUGAGUACAACGUGCGCAAGAGAUACACUAUGAACCCCGAUGAUUAUUACCGAAGGAGUUGGUCAUCAGAGUCUUCCGAUUCAGUCAUUUCCUCCGAGUCCGGAAAUACCUACUACCGGGUGGUAAUGAUUGGGGAGCAUGGAGUGGGGAAAUCUACCUUGGCCAAUAUCUUUGCAGGCGUACAUGACAGCAUGGACAGUGACUGUGAUGUGCUAGGAGAAGAUACAUAUGAACGGACCUUGAUGGUAGAUGGUGAAAGCGCAACCAUUAUACUGCUUGACAUGUGGGAAAAUAAGAGUGAAGAAGAAUGGAUCCAAGAUCACUGCAUGCAAGAAGGAGAUGCAUACUUGAUUGUCUACUCCAUCACAGACCGAGCAAGCUUUGAGAAAGCCUCUGAACUAAGAAUACAGCUCCGCAGGGCACGCCAGACAGAAGAUAUUCCCAUUAUUUUAGUGGGCAACAAAAGCGAUCUCGUCAGGUGCCGUGAAGUCUCUGUGUCAGAGGGCCGAGCUUGUGCUGUUGUGUUUGACUGUAAGUUCAUCGAGACCUCCGCAGCUGUCCAGCACAACGUGAAGGAACUGUUUGAAGGAAUUGUGCGGCAAGUCCGGCUAAGAAGGGACAGCAAGGAAAAGAACGAGAGGAGGCUGGCAUAUCAGAAGAGGAGAGAGAGCAUUCCUAAGAAAGCCAGGCGGUUCUGGGGCAAAAUAGUUGCCAAGAACAACAAGAAUAUGGCCUUCAAACUUAAGUCCAAGUCUUGCCACGACCUAUCAGUACUUUAA
Molecule: messenger RNA, 891 nt
Organism: Emys orbicularis (European pond turtle)
Lineage: Eukaryota; Metazoa; Chordata; Testudines; Emydidae
Gene: GEM
Product: GTP binding protein overexpressed in skeletal muscle
Exons: 4
Coding region: 1-891 (296 amino acids)
Biological process (GO): negative regulation of high voltage-gated calcium channel activity
Cellular component (GO): plasma membrane
Molecular function (GO): GTP binding; calcium channel regulator activity; GTPase activity
Source: RefSeq, a predicted model, not a curated record